AUGACUACAAAGCAUAUUGGAUGCUCUAAUCCACGCAACUUCAAAGAAAAAAUUGAACUUCUUAAAAUGAAGGAAGCUGCUUCUACGGCGAAUUUCGCUGCUGCUAUGAGGGAUGCGCAAGAAAUCUGUCAGAUUGCCUGUGCAUACGAUGCUCUCCCAUUGUCCCUUGACCAUAGUCAUUUGUAUGGAGGUCCAUCGGAUCGUUCGAUACUUCUGAAAGCACAUUCCCUAUCUGAUAUCAAUGAUUCGGGUUCUCAUAUAGCCAAGAAGUAUUCUGAUCUUUCCACCCAAGAUUCCACACUUCAUGCAAAAGUUAUGCCGGUUGACCGUAAGAAUACACGUGGCUCCACUAUAUCUAGUUCACAUACAGGUGUGCACUCAGCAGUAUCAGAUACUGACGGUGACAAGCUAGACCAGCGAGUACCAAGUACACUACAAAACAUAGAAAUUAUCCCAAUUAAAUCAAAUGAAGAAUCUAAACCUCAAGCUCCAAAUGUUUGUCCAUUUUUGUAUAAUUCAGUAUGUUCAUCAACCGACACAUCCCUUCAGCAUAAACAAAGCACUCAUGUACAUGAUUCGGAUUAUAACACAUCAUCGUCUUGGUCCACUGUUGCACCGUUUCAACACUCUCCAACUAAAAGUGUACCAAAUUGGAGCAAUGGAUGCCAAGGUGUUGUCAGUCAACAUCAAAUUCAGAAGUUUGACUUAUACACUGAUGCAAAGCCACAUUAUCAGAGUAUACAUCAUAAAUCUCAUCUUCCUGCAAAUCCUUAUUUAUUAUCUGCAUCACAUUCAGAUGCUGAAGUUGCUUCCACUAGUCUAGAUGCAUCACAAUCGUUGGUGAAUUCAAGUCAAUAUACAUGUGAAUCAGGCUAUUUCAGUGUGAGUGAUAGUAUUGGGACACCAGUUGACUUUCGCACUUUCCUUCCGAUAAAUACCCUUCAGCAUCCGAAAAUCCCAUUCUCUGCAAAUUUCACUGAUCAGCUUAGUUGCACUCCAACACCCUAUCCAGUAGUUGAUUGGAGAAGAACUGCUUCUGAUUCAUCCAUCCACAAUUCACUGUCAGGUAUUCAAUUAAAUCCAACUGAAAGAUAUACUUAUGGUGCUAAAAUAGAAAAAUCACAUAUUUUCAACCCUAGACCUAUACCAUCCGGUGAUCAUUAUUACAGACAAGUGUGUAAAUUAAAAGGUGUUGAAGAAGAGGAGAAUUCUAAUAUUUUAACAUCUGUCGACAAUAAUACGGAUACAAAACAUGCUUGUGUUAUUAGACGACAACGUGAUACUCAUCAUCUAGACGGUCAUAAUCAUUUUAUUCAUUCAGAAUUACUUACAACUGAAUCUCAUGUUGUACCGGCAAAAAGACCUUACACCUGUACAUCUGAUUCUCAGUCGAAUGGAUUUAAAACGGAUACUUCUCAGUUGAAAAUAUGCUCAUCUCAUAUGGAUAGCCUUGGGGGCAGUAUGGAUCAGAAAAGCAUCGAUGGUAUGGACACUUCAUUGAAACAUCAUAAAAGUUGGAAGAUUCGAUCAAAUGUUUACAAUCAUCCACACCAUAUGGAUCAGCCAAUUUAUCCAUAUCUAUCGAACAAUGCUACCCUUCCAUUAGAUACAAAGUAUCCUGAAUUGACCGAUAUAUCGCGUACAUGUCUUAAUCAAGAAGUUGAUCAUCAUCAUCAGCAGCAACAACAUCAUCAUUCCUUUAGUAAUCUGCACAAUUUAUCUUCACAGCACCCAGAGCUGCAUAAAAAUAGUACUGAUGUCAGCGGUUGUGGUGUUAAUGUGAUGAAUGCAAGCAGUACCGGAACCGGUGAAACAGGCAGGAGAGGAGAAGCACCCUCUGUUGUUUGUGGUGGUGUUGGUAGCAUUAGGGGAAAUACAGCAGAUGAUUUAUUUCUUCGCAACACUAAUGAUUUAGAUGAGUAUUUACAACUCCCUAGUUUGAUUUGUAAGGCUGAGGAAUCGAACAACAAUUUCGGUGGACGUCGUGAUAGCUGUACCAUGACUGCAGAAAUACUGUCUACACUUGCUGGUGUACAAGGGGAGACGACGGAUAACAUGGAUAGAAAAAUGCAUUCCGAUACUACACCAAGCAGUGGAAUACAGAACCAUGGAGGUGUUUACAUUGCUAAUCCUAUGGGGGACAACAGGAGCGUUCUAAAUACACUGAGUGGUCAUAAUGCUACCACCACCAUGAACAACAACAACAACAACCAGCGAAAUGACCACCUUAUGCAUACUCUGACAUCUUCCCAAGCAACCUCUAAUAAUAAUGAUAAUAAUAACUAUCCAUUCAGUCAUAGUAGGUCACAAACUAUGUCCGCGAAUUUCAUUCAAAGCUUGAAUGAUAAUAGUAGUGGAAGUAUGGUGAAUGCUUCAAGUACAAAUACAACUGCAUCCAUCCAUCCUGUUUACUCUUCAUGCUUACAUCAUGUAGGUUAUAAAAUUGGUAUAUCCAUGUCACCGAAUGACUAUCGUUUAUUGACUGAUCCUAGACUGGUGAAUUAUGUAACAGACAAAGAGACAGAAGCCCAACUAAUUGAUCAGUAA
Heterobilharzia americana is the source of this 2547-nucleotide messenger RNA. The record is from the annotation of a GenBank genome assembly. NCBI's taxonomy places the organism in Eukaryota, Metazoa, Platyhelminthes, Trematoda, Strigeidida, Schistosomatidae.